This is a messenger RNA of Vicia villosa (hairy vetch), 1017 nucleotides long. RefSeq lists its product as uncharacterized. The record is from RefSeq and is a predicted model, not a curated record. Lineage: Eukaryota; Viridiplantae; Streptophyta; Magnoliopsida; Fabales; Fabaceae. The transcript is spliced from 2 exons. Bases 1 to 1017 code for a protein of 338 amino acids.
AUGGCUAAUCAAAGGAGUAAUGAAGCAGCCAUAAAGAAUUUAGAAAAUCAAGUGGGUCAACUUGCAAAGCAAUUGUCCGAGCAACAACCGGGAGCAUCCUUUUCCGCCAACACCCAAACCAAUCCAAAGGAGCAUUGCAAAGCCAUUGUUACAAGAAGUGGGAAGGAGGUGAAUAGUGGCAUAAAUGAAAAGGUUAUAGUGGAAGAUGAGGAGGAAAUAAUAGUUGAAGAUGAAGAGGAGGAAGUGACAGCUGAAAAUGAGGGAGAAAAGAGUGAGGAGAAGAUAGAGGAAGAAUUAGUUGAAAAAGAGCGGAAAGAAAAAGAAGAAAGAGAGAAAAAUGACAAAAAAGUGAAGAGGAAUAAAAAGAUAAAUGAGAAUGUGAGCACAAUUCCUCUCCAACAUCUACCUUACCCGCAUGUGCAAUCAAGGAAAGAAGACGCAAGGCGUUACGCUCGAUUUAUGGAUAUAUUUAAACAACUUCACAUAAAUAUUCCAUUUUCCGAAGCAUCGGAGAAAAUGCCCAAGUAUGCAAAAUUCAUGAAGAAGAUGCUCACAAAGAAAAAGAAGUACACGGAUGAAGAGACAGAAGCCGAUCCGGGACGAGUCAUUUUACCGAUCACCAUUGGAGGUAACUACAUUAGUAAUGGUUUGGUUGAUUUGGGGUCUAGCAUCAAUUUAAUACCUUUAUCCGUUGUCAAGAGAUUGGGGAACAUUGAGAUGAAACACACCAGGAUAACUUUGCAACUAGCCGAUAAGUCUAUCAUUUCACCAUAUGGAGUUGUACAAGACAUGCUAGUAAAGGUGGACAAAUUUUUGUUCCCGGUUGAUUUUGUGGUAGUCGACAUGGAGGAGGAUCGUGAUGUGCCAUUAAUACUUGGAAGACCAUUCAUGAAGACCACCCGAAUGAUGAUUGAUAUCGAUGAUGGGAUUAUGAAAGUAAGGGUGCAAGAUAAAGAGGUAAUUUUUACUCUUUUUGAGUCUAUGAAGCCUCCUAAGGAUGAACAUGACAACUUCUGA